AAUAAGUACCACAAUGGUAUGAAAGAAAAAUUUUUCUAUAGACGACUCGCGCUCAGUAUUAUUUGAGCUGUCGUUUGAAAUGGAAUAUCCUGAAGAUCAGUAUUACAGACUGAAUCGUGUUUGUUUAUCAGCAAUUGGUCUUUGGCCAUAUAAUAACUUCAAAAUCAGAUGUAUCCGUGUCAUAACACUGUUAAUUCUUGUAUCAAUGCCUGGUGUUCAGUGGACAAAAUUAUAUGUCUCAGAAUGUACUUAUGAUCUUGUUAUAAAGAUAUUAUCUUUUAAUAUUGGUUUCAUAACAUGUUGUAUAAAGUACAUCUCAUUUUGUGCUGUUAUGAAAAAUUACGUUAAAGAAUUCCAGGGACGCAUUCGAAGUAAUUGGCUUGCUUUGAAAGAUAAUAAAGAAUUCGAGAUUAUAAAUAAGCAUGGAAUCUAUGGAAAAUUAAUGACAAUAUCUUUAAUGAUAUUCGCAUACAGCUUAAUUACAACCUUCAUUCUUCUUCAAUAUACUUCAAUCUUUUUGGAUAUUAUAAUACCUUUAAAUAUAUCUCGUCCGCUCAUACCAAUAAUACCCGUGGAAUAUUUGGUUGACCAUGAGAAAUACUUUUAUAUCAUAACAAUACAUAUAAGUAUUGGAAGUGUUUUUAUAAUAUCUUGUUUUGUAGCUACUGAAUCAUUUUCACUAGUAAACGCAAUGCAUGCUUUCGGGUUAUUUAAAGUUGCCAGUUAUCGUAUUAAACACGUAUUAAAUGGAAUUAAUCCGCACAUGUGUGUAACUAAAAACCAAAACAUUUCUCAACAUAGAAUAAUCGCUGCGGUGGAUUUCCAUAGAAGAGCAAUCGAAUUUUCUGAUUUAUUCAAAGUAACUUUUGGAUCAUCAUAUUUAAUCAUAUUAGUGUGUGUGGUGGGUUCCAUAAGCAUCAAUUUUUUUUACGUGAGUAAUUACAUACAAGGUGCUCAAAAAAGGUGGAGACUCCUGUAUAACUCUGAAAAUAUGUAAGAUAGAUGCCGGCGGUACUGUAACUUUCAAUCCCCAUAACUCGGAAAGUACUGAAUGAAGAAGCA
This is a messenger RNA of Vollenhovia emeryi, 1062 nucleotides long. RefSeq lists its product as uncharacterized. The transcript is spliced from 6 exons. NCBI's taxonomy places the organism in Eukaryota, Metazoa, Arthropoda, Insecta, Hymenoptera, Formicidae. The record is from RefSeq and is a predicted model, not a curated record. Bases 80 to 997 code for a protein of 305 amino acids. Gene Ontology annotation, cellular component: membrane. Gene Ontology annotation, molecular function: olfactory receptor activity; odorant binding. Gene Ontology annotation, biological process: sensory perception of smell.